GCAGGUGAAACUUUCCAAAAUGGCUUCUUUGAGCAAAGCGGAGUAUUUGAAACGUUAUUUAUCAGCAGAUUCUGAAGCAACUCAAAUGAAAAAGAAGCGUAGGAAAAAGAAAGUUGCAGUAGCACCGGUUUCUAGAAUCAAGAUAUUUGAUGAUGACAUUGAUCUUAAAGCUCUUGUCCCAGAUGUGACCCAAGGUACGACAACAUUAGAUGAGAUUGAUGAGGCGCCAACGGUCGCUGAUUUUGUCGAUGAGCGACCAGAUCAUGUGAAACACUUGGAGGUUUUCCAGAGCGAUCGAUGGAAGGUGAUGACAAAAGAUAAAGAGACCAGUGAACAAAACUUGCCACCGCGUCGCCAGAGACAUGACUCGGAUUCUGAUUCGUGCAGUCAAAAUGGUGGCAUGAUUGACAUGCCUGGACGCCAUGAUUCUGAUUCUGAUCAUCGUGCGAAACGGACAUCUAGACAUGAUUCAGAUUCUGACCAAUCACCUCCAAGGACUAAAAGGCAUGAUUCAGACUCUGACCAAUCACAUCCAAGGACUAAAAGGCGUGAUUCAGAUUCUGACCAAUCACCUCCUAGAACUAAAAGGCAUGAUUCAGAUUCAGACCAAUCACCACCAAGAAAACGGACCAGAUCAGAUUCUGACCAAUCACCUGUCAGAAAAACUAAUGGUUCAGAUUCAGACCAAUCACCACCAAGGAGAAAAAGCCAGAAUUCUGAUUCUGACCAAUCACCUGCAAGGAGAAAAAGACAGAAUUCAGAUUCUGACCAAUCACCACCUAGGAAAAAGAGAGAGGAAAAUGUCAGGAGACCCUCACGCUGGGGUCAGGAAGAAAGAGACAAGAAAAUGAAAGAAACUCUGUCAGGAAAAAAAGCUGGCCUGUCGUCUGCUAAAGAAAUGAAGCAUGAAAUGGAACAAGUGAAGCAGAAAGAGAAUGAAGCAUUUAAAAAGAUUGACGCCGAAACACUUGGUAAGCAUGCGGCAACCGUUGUACGAGGGAGACGACGGAAGAUUGCCGAGGAGAAUGAAGAAAAGGCGCAGAAAAUGGCAGAGCGGGAGAAGAAAUAUGAAUCAUGGGGACAAGGAUUGAAACAACAGGAAUUACGAGCUGAGAAUCUUGCGGACCAUAUGCACGAGAUGGACAAGCCGCUCGCACGACAUACAGGAGAUGACGAUUUGGAGAGUCUGCUGAAGGAGAAAGAACGCGAUGGAGAUCCGAUGGCCGCGUUUAUGAGAAAGAAAAAAUCCAAAGCACCGCAGUCGAAAAAGAAAGAAUAUCCAGUUUAUAAGGGACCCCAGCCCCCUCCGAACAGGUACGGUCUCCGACCGGGGUAUCGAUGGGAUGGCGUGGACAGGUCGACUGGCUUCGAGAAGAAAAUCUUCGCACAAAUGGCCUCGAAGAAAGCCAGGGAAAUCGAAGCUUACAAAUGGAGUAUCGAGGAUAUGUAAAGGAUUGUACAUUUCUUGCCUUGGUCGUGUUUCUUGGGAUGAAACAUUACGUUGAUAGAUAACGACUUAGUCUCUUGUAAGAACAGUGGACUGGAAAACUCUUCUCUGAUAAUAUCCGUGUAGUGGAAGUUUAAAAAUGAUCUAUUUUGGAUCUGUGACGUUAUGUGACACCGAAAAAACAUUUUCGUCGUUAAAUUCUUAACCGUGGUCGAAUGUGUUGCCAUGGUUAAAUGUGUUGCCAUGGUCGAGUCUCACCAUAGUCAAGUGUGUUGCCAAGCCUAAUGACUUUGCUGUUUGUGGCAAUAUGGAAAUUACAAAAGACUAUAGUGUAGCGACUCUGAGCUCAAGACUGCUAUAUUUGUUUAGACAAUUGAAUAUCAGCUACAGGAAAGUAUGAGUAACCCGGCAAAUUGUAAGUAGUUCGAACAUGAUUCUAAGCAUGCGUUGCAUUAAACUGACACCAAGUGGUACUGUAAACCAUGACAUUUUUGCGGGUGUUUUAUUUUGAAGAUUUCGUGAAUGAGUGUACCGUUUACAGUGUAUGGUGGAACCUCGCUUUAUAGCAGAUACUUCUCUAUAAGAGACACCCUCUCUACUAAGGACACUAGUUUUGGUCCAAAGUUGGUUGUUUCUCUAGACAUGACACCUCUCUAUUCAGGACAGCACUUGUCAGUCCCGAUUGCGAGGUUCUACUGUAUUUCUGUAUGACUUUUUCCAUCCAUAGCUAAAUCACAAAAUUUCUUUGAAGGGUGUGUGGGACUUGAGGUUCCAUCCCUGCUUGCACAGAAGAUUUGACAAAGUACCGCACACCACAUGGUAC
This is a messenger RNA of Lineus longissimus, 2270 nucleotides long. Its product is annotated as BUD13 homolog. Gene Ontology annotation, cellular component: U2-type spliceosomal complex; RES complex. The transcript is spliced from 6 exons. Lineage: Eukaryota; Metazoa; Nemertea; Pilidiophora; Heteronemertea; Lineidae. Gene Ontology annotation, molecular function: RNA binding. Bases 20 to 1450 code for a protein of 476 amino acids. Gene Ontology annotation, biological process: mRNA splicing, via spliceosome. The record is from RefSeq and is a predicted model, not a curated record.